CCCACUUUGUUUCUCUCUGUCUAUCUCUCCCUUCCUCUCACUCUUUCUUUUAUAGAGGUCUAGUAAAGCAACAUAAAUACCAAGUCCGACGGAGCAAACGUGUAUAUUACACCAACCUCUUUUUCUUUGAUUUAAUCAUUCGUAUUUAUAACAAUACAUAAUAAUGAAGCCUCCAACGGAAGGAAGCAUUUUGAAUUGGCGGUGGGGAUACGUUAUCAUAUUUUGUAAGUUUACCCUUCUGGUAUUCGAUGCAGGCAUCACGAAAUCGUUUGGUGUUCUUCUCCAUGAGAUGGUGGUGAGAUUAAACUCAAACUACGCAAUUAUUGGGUUCAUCUGCAGCCUGCCAUCCACCCUCUCACUUCUCGCAAGUCCACUUGUAUCUCUAAUACUAGAAAGGGUGAACGACCGACUGGUCGCCGGAGGAGGAGCAAUACUCGGCUCGACUUGCAUGCUCAUAUGUGCCUUUUCAACUAAUGUUGUAGUUGUGGGCGUGUGUCUUGCAUUAACAGGGACCGGUUUUGCCUGUAUUCACCUGCCCACAACGCUUAUCAUAAACGACUAUUUCCCUGAUGAUUUUGUCAUGAUGAAUACGCUUUCCUUGUAUGGUCUGACUGCAGGUGCAACCUUUAUACCGUUCAUCGUAGAAAGAUCGGAAGAGGCUUACGGGUACCACGGAAGUUUUCUGAUCUUAGCCGGUAUUGGUCUUCACGCCAUGGUGUGUGCUGCUGUAAUCCGUAAACCAAUCAUGAAGAAAAUUAAAAUUAAUUGUCCUGAAGCUAAGACAAUGGGACUGGUCCGAACAGAUCGCGAGAUGACAAGUAAGCUUACACGACCGAAAAAUAACAGCGCUCUGGGAUCAAGGGGUGAAAAAAAUCAUAAGGAACAUCAGUCAAGCAGUACAGGAUCUGAUCAUUCAGAGAUGGGGCUUGAUGACGUCGAAACUGCUGUGUUAACCGAACACUUACCAUUGAUCACCGAAGAAGAAGACGACGACGACAAACUGGCUGGGGCGUCUGCAGGGACAUCGAAGGGCAAUACCGAACCUUGGUACAAGUUCUGUUGCAGAGGUCUUACGUUUCAUGACUGGCUGGUCUUGUUUAACAUGCCGUCGAUUUUCCUCUUCUCAUAUGCAUUGUACGGUUGGAUGCUGUUCUUGGUACCCCAUGCCGAAUCCCUUGGGAUUAUCAGUUCCCAUGCGGUAUUAUUAUCCACUCUAGCAGGAAUUGGUGGUAUCUUAGGAAGAACAGUAUUCAUUAUUCUCAUUUCUAAAAACGUCGAUCCUUUUCUGAUAUACAUCCCCGUCAGUAUUGUCUGCAUCCUGACUUUUCUCCUUGACUUCGUCGGAUCAGGGUAUCCUGUACGGGCUGGUUUGGCGUUCGUCCAAGGCAUCUGUUUCUUUACUGAAGAUACUAUGCCCUCUGCCGUGGUAAAGAAGAUUACAUUUGACCCAGUCAAAUUCAGACGAGCUUAUGCAAUGCUAUUUUUCUUUACUGGAUUAGGAGCUACCUCAGCAGGCUAUAUGACAGGAUCUCUGUUCGACCUAACCCAGUCCUACACCAAAGUCUUCAUGGUUAAUGGUGUUCUUCUUUUUGUUGUUUUGGUGAUCUUGACCACCACAGCUGUCCUAUUGAGAGUUCAAUCUAGGAUCAACACGAAAUGAAACAUGUGACGUCAUCUGACCAUCCUAAUACGUAAAAGAUCCGUGACUAUGAACCUUACAGUGGAAUAAACACAAAUAGGAGUAGACGUGGACAAUAGGAAUACGUACAUCGUGUCAUAAUUAGAGGCUAAGAUGUGAUCUAUGUAGAUAUGAAUAUUUCCACUUGGAUAAUCCGGCAACUAAUAGGGCGACAUUAAGCUAUCGAUUGCCCUCCCCUAAGAAAGAUAUUAAAUACUCUUGUCAGAAAAUGAACAAUUUUUUUUUGUAUUUUAGUUGAUAUCGGGCACAUUGCCCUUUAAUACUUGCCGAGCUGGUCUUUUUUGAGGAGGGGUGGGGAGAAAAUCAAGACAUUGGAUGAUAAAUUGCCCCAAUUCAAUGGAAAAUAUAUAAUUUAGGAACAAAUAAAUUCGAAGAAUUUUGCAAGGUUUAGCUUAAUCCAAUAAUAACUUCACAAUAAUAUCUUAGAAUGUUUGUAGUCUCUUGAGACGUUAACAGACAUAUUUCAUUAAUACCUCAGUCACAUUUCCUCGAAAAAAGCCGCUAUAACAUUUUAUGUACUCUUUAAAAAAAUAUUUCGCACAGACUCCAUAGAGACAUCGGAGUCAUCUUAGCAGUCGGGGAUGAAAUUAGUCUCCACGAAGCUUCUGCAGUUGAUCGUCAUGUCUUGGAGACGUAGCGUAACAAGCCCACACAAAUUAAAAGGGUCAAAUAUACUGUAGGGGUAGCGGACAAUAAGAAUAUGCGAGUGAGCGAAGCGAGCGAGUUAAAAAGAAGACCCGUCUCAUUCGAUACUAUAAUUUUAUGGUAGUUUUUGACAUAUUACUUAAAAAAUAAUGUUAAUAUUUUUUUUCUCGGAAUUGAACAUUUUUCAGGGGAGGGGGGGGGGGGGCAUGGCACCCCAAGCUCAUCUGAAUGCCAGUGCGUCGACUGGAAAAUGUCGUGAAAAAAUCGAGCAUGUUCGAUUUUCUUGCGACUCCUCGGAGAAUACAAGUUAAUAAUAAGUUUCAUAGAUGUAUCGGAGACGUCUCUGCAAUCAGCAGAAUCUGGAGUCGCAAACUAAUGGCGAGCUAGUUGCAAUCCCAUUGACAUUAGCCUUUUUACGUUUUGCAAGUUUUAAUUUUGUGCUUGCCUAAGAAAGGAAUAAACACAACACUUUACAGCCCAUUAAAUGUGAUUUGCCCAAACUAUUAGAAAAUAAACACGAGAGCGCUUUGAUUGCAUCCAACUUCUGAGCCAAACCGUCGUGAACCGCCCCCCCCCCCCGGUUAAGUCUGAUCGCCUUCAGCACAUUCAUUAGCACCAAUAAAUAUAUACAGAUCAU
This is a messenger RNA of Lytechinus pictus (painted urchin), 2981 nucleotides long. Its product is annotated as monocarboxylate transporter 7-like. The record is from RefSeq and is a predicted model, not a curated record. Gene Ontology annotation, cellular component: membrane. Lineage: Eukaryota; Metazoa; Echinodermata; Echinoidea; Temnopleuroida; Toxopneustidae. Gene Ontology annotation, molecular function: monocarboxylic acid transmembrane transporter activity. The coding region runs from base 164 to 1660 and encodes 498 amino acids. Gene Ontology annotation, biological process: transmembrane transport. The transcript is spliced from 4 exons.